CCUACAUACCCCUUCCAGCCACCGUAGGUCCAUGGCGGAUAGGGGCUGAACUUGGAUCAUUCCGGUCUGUUGAACAUCUCCACCACUAGUGACUUAGUCACCAUCGACCACAUCCUUUUAAAUGUUCGUAGUGACUCAGGUAAUGACUCAGCUUCAUGGCGCUGGGCCCUUGGGACGUGACCAGCUCAACAGCUCGACCCGGUUUUGGCGGUGCUACAUCAUCCGAGGUGAAGCUCCGUCGCGUUGGCACCUCCUUGACCUUGAGCCACUUCUUCAACUGCACUCGAAGGAACUCCGUCACGGGGAAGGUGGUGAUGAAAGAAGACAGGUACAUGCCCGGCUUCAUUCUGGUUGAUCUCUUUGGCCGUCGUCGCCUCAUCGGCAGCCCAGAUGACCUCUUCGAGGACAGAGAUGAGGCGCCGGAAACGCCGCUCACCGUCGCGGUGCAUUGCCUCUCCGGAAGCUCCCUGGGGCCCUUUACGUGGCGCGAUGCCGAGCAGCGAGCCGCUGGGGCAAAGGAACUGCCGCGGCGCAUUGUGGAGGAACUGAAGGUGCCGGAGCUCGCUCAGCAGCUGUGGCUCCAUGACAUCCCGCUGCCGGUGGCCAGGCAUAUGGCCUCCGGCUUCGCGGAGCGCGCGAGGAGCGCGCAGCAGGGACUGACGAAGGUCCACAUCCAGGACCUCAAGGCCUUGUCCAAGCCUCCGGAGAAAGUACUGAAGGUCCUUCAAGUGGUGAUGCAUUUGCUCUCCCACAGUCCACGGAUGAGACUCACGCCCACGGAGCAGAAGAUUGCCAACUGGACAGCCUGUCAGAAGAUGAUGAGCGACAUGUGCAAUUUCCUGGAAGCACUCAAUGACUUCCCGCAAGAGGUCCAGAGCCUUCCAAUGGCUGCUGUGCAGAAGGCGCAGGAGAUUAUCGAUGCAAUGGCUCCGGAUUACACACCCGAGCAACUGAAGAAGACAUCCAUCGUUGCAGAACUCCUGUGCAAGUGGUCCCAAGCAGCCAUGCUGCUGCAUCGAGCGGUCUAUGCACCUGAGACCCUGCGUUCCCUACGCCUUAACCGCGAUCUUCGCCUCAUCGAUGCGCUCGACGCCUACGCCGACAGCGCGAAGCUUCUUCGGCCCCGGGGCGAAGCCGCAGAAGGAACCGAGGUGAUUUUGACCUUGGUGGUGGAUCAGGAAGAGGUCUUCGACAAGAUCAGUGAAUGUUCGAAGGAAGGCUUUGAUGCGUUGACCUUGCUGGCACCAUGCUGCCCGGAGCGUGCGCUGCGGCAGUUGGCCUCAAGCCUUCAGGGUUGGCGCCAGCAUGAACGACAGGCCGCGCUGGAAUGCCUCAAGGCUGCAUUCUCACCUGAUCAGGAGCUGGCAGGCCUGUUGGCCCGGGAGUGGAAUGGUAUGACGACUUGCUGCUGGUCCGACGAGGCCUUGGCGGCCCUCCAGCACCUCACACGUGAUGGGCGAGUGGCGAUCGACGGUGAUGCGAGUGAUGCAGUGGUGCGGUGCGUGGCGCAAGCAGUGAAUAUGAAAAGUCAGUCGCAUGUUGCAUACUGGGAGCAACCCGUGGACAGCGACGUGGAGCACCCGACCAGAAGCCUUCGCCAGAGCUUUUUGGACUUCUUUGCUCAGCUUUUGUCUCACGCACCUCACUGCGCACGCAGCGCCAUUGAUGCACUUUGGGCGGCCGUGGACGGCGCAGCUGCGCGAGGCGAAUCUUCCCGGAAUGCCGUGCAGUUGGAGGCCUUGGAAGCGCUCAAGCUCGCGUGUGCUUGGGAGGAGGUCUACGGCACCCAACAGCUUUUGCCUCGCCUUGCGGCUCCCGAUCCGGUCACUGCCGCUUUGGCCGCCCGUGCUGCGUGCACGGUGGCGACAACUCAUGCUGGAACGUUGGUGGAGGCGGUGGGUGCGCUGAUACAGCUGAAGAAGCUGAGGAGUCCAGAGCUACAGGUGUUGGCCGAGAGCUAUGGGCAGCUGGCGCCAGCUGCUCCAAACCCCUUCAUCACGCCACUCCUGCGGGAGCUUCGAGUGGCGCCAGGGAUCCACAAGGUGGAGAUCCUGAAGGUCCUCGAGGCGGUGGCGACCGAUGAACAGAAGAUCGGACAGCUCCUUGAAGCCCUGCGUGGGUUAUUCCAAGAGGCCGAUCUUUGCACGCAUCGCAAGGGGCUUGAGCUUCUUGACAUGGCCGUGGACGUGUUGGAACGGCUCGGGUGCAGCGGGGCGGUGGCGAGCAGCGUGGAGCCCUUGCUGGAGUCCUUGAUACGACGCUGCACUUUGAAGUGCCAUUGGACCUACAGCAGCAUCGAUUUACAGGCCCUUUUUCGCCGCCUGCUGUGGCGCCUGGUGGCCAUAUUGGGAGGCAGCCGAGUGGAGGAUUUGGAGCGCAUCGCUUUGGGCUUCACCAGCGGACAUGCCAAGGUUAGAGAGGAAUCGCAAAAGCUCUUCAGCGAGAUCCCCAAGGCCGGCGAGGCCAUGAAGGAGGUGAAGCGGAUCCUCCUGGACGUCUUGGAUGACGACUUCAACAGCGACGCCUGUUGCAUCGCCCUGCAGCUCUUGGAGAGUGAAAUGCCCGAUCCCGACCUCGAGGACCGGUUGGUGCGCUUGCUGGGACACCCGUCGCCCCUGGUGCGCGCGGCGACCGUGGAGGUCUUAAGAGGUGCAAGUGCCCAUCGCCUGGAGGUCUUGGGUCCGAUUUGCUUGGAGGAUGAGGAGCUUUUGGUGAUUGGUUUGUUUGAAGUGAGCACAUGUUGGAACAAGCAUCGGGAGACCAAUGACAGGCCUACCUUGAGAUCUUGGUCAUUGAGAUGGAAUGUAUGUUUCAAUAUGUUUCACAGUUGUCAGUCUUUGGCCGAGAGGUGUAUUUUUGCUGUCUUAAUGCAUGCACUCGACUGGAGCUAA
Messenger RNA from Durusdinium trenchii, 2891 nucleotides. Lineage: Eukaryota; Dinophyceae; Suessiales; Symbiodiniaceae. The record is from the annotation of a GenBank genome assembly.